CUCCAUCUUUCUCAUAAUGUCAGUGUCUCUUGCAAGGAUCAGCUGUCAUGAAGUGCGCCUCGUGCCGCAACGGAUAUGUCGUCGGGCAUUCUUGAACAUCAGACAUAACUCAAACACAGUGGUCUCCGAGGCAGAACAGCAGAACUUGACCUGGCCAGAAUACUUGGAGAUUCGCAAAAGUAAACGAAAAUGGGAAACUGCUGCUACCAUUCCGGCAUGUAUUCUCGGGUUAAUGGGAGGACUUGCGUACUUUGGUUCUCUGGAGUCAGACUCGACGAAGCCUAUCAUGGGGUUAGAUCCGUUAUUUUUCUACAGCGGUUGCACGGUCUCAUGCAUGGGGCUCGGAUACCUCAUUGGCCCCGCUAUCGGGGCUGCGGGUUGGAGAAUGACUCACCGUCGCGCAAUGAACCUCAUUGAAGCCAAAGACCGCAGAUUUCACCAACACAUAGUAAAGAAUCGCGUAGAUCCCACAGCUCAAAGUGCCACGAACCCCGUGCCGGAUUUCUAUGGAGAAAAAAUUGGAUCUCUCCACCAAUAUCGACAGUGGUUGCGUGACCAAGCUAGGUUUAGACGGAAAGCACGGUUUGCGGAGGAAUGAGAUGUUUGUUCUAAGACUGCUAAGUAACUUCGCACCUUACCCUCCAUAAUUGACAUAUCUUUGGCAAAUCGCAUUUGGAUAGUAAAUACAUAUUUACCAUGCUUCGUCCUCUCCUCCCAGUCUCAAGAGUUUUGCUGGAGUCCAGUAAACAAGUCACUGACCAUCUAAUAAAUUAAGGGUUACAUAAAAAGGAGUGGAAU
This is a messenger RNA of Suillus subalutaceus, 798 nucleotides long. RefSeq names its product mitochondrial import protein Pam17. The transcript has 6 exons. NCBI's taxonomy places the organism in Eukaryota, Fungi, Basidiomycota, Agaricomycetes, Boletales, Suillaceae. Gene Ontology annotation, biological process: protein import into mitochondrial matrix. Gene Ontology annotation, cellular component: PAM complex, Tim23 associated import motor. Bases 17 to 598 code for a protein of 193 amino acids. The record is from RefSeq and is a predicted model, not a curated record.